This is a messenger RNA of Argentina anserina (silverweed cinquefoil), 2098 nucleotides long. RefSeq names its product cytokinin dehydrogenase 5. The record is from RefSeq and is a predicted model, not a curated record. Gene Ontology annotation, molecular function: cytokinin dehydrogenase activity; FAD binding. The coding region runs from base 322 to 1947 and encodes 541 amino acids. Gene Ontology annotation, biological process: cytokinin metabolic process. The transcript is spliced from 5 exons. Lineage: Eukaryota; Viridiplantae; Streptophyta; Magnoliopsida; Rosales; Rosaceae.
GAGAACUUAACCAGCUAGCACAGAAACAAACACUGCCAGGCUCGACUCGGUUGAAUCGUUCUGUGAUUUCCUUUCUCCUCGUUAGCCUCAAUAGUAUUAUUAGAAUGUGAUGCAUCAGUAGUGUAUGGUCCAACCAAAACUCACACUCGUCCAUCGACCAUCGUACGUGCAUGUUGGUUGCUUCCAAAAUAAAGCCAAUCACAGCUUACGUUCUCCUCACGACCCCUAGAUCCCAACAUCUCUGCCUCAAGGUUCCUUUCUACUGUUUUCUUCACCUUCCCCGUCGCCGCCGGUGUUGUGUAGAGAAGACGAACAAUCAAGAUGGCUACGAAGCUUGUUUUGAUUAUAUUCGCGAUAUGUAGGUUGCUUGUUACGGUAGGACUGACUAUGGACCCGGCAGAGCUGCUCCGUCUCGCGGUAGAGGGACAGCUCAGCUUGGAUCCGUCGGAAGUGGAGACGGCGUCCAAGGACUUCGGUCUCAUGAGUAGAGCGGAGCCCUUGGCCGUUGUGCACCCGUCUUCGGCGGAAGACGUAGCACGGCUCGUGAGGGCCGCGUACUCGUCGGCCAAUGGCUUCAGAGUCUCAGCUCGCGGGCAUGGACACUCGAUCAACGGCCAGGCUCAGGCGAUAAAUGGAGUGGUGGUGGAGAUGAGCGGUGGCAACCGCGCAGGAUCGGGGAAGAUUGCUGCCGGCCGGAGCGAGAAGGCAGGUCCAAUUGUCUCAGAGAAAGGUUUGUACGUGGACGCCUGGGGAGGAGAGUUGUGGAUAGAGGUGUUGGCGGCAACGCUGGAGUAUGGACUCGCCCCCAAGUCGUGGACGGACUAUUUAUACUUGUCAGUCGGCGGUACACUCUCCAACGCCGGAAUCAGUGGCCAAGCUUUCAAUCAUGGACCUCAGACUAGUAAUGUUCUUGAGCUUGACGUUGUCACAGGCAAAGGUGAACUCCUGUCAUGUUCAGAAGAGAAGAACGCAGAGCUGUUCCACGCUGUUCUUGGAGGGCUUGGCCAGUUUGGAAUCAUCACUAGGGCUAGAAUUGCCGUCGAACCAGCACCCACAAGGGUGAGGUGGAUCCGAGUACUGUAUUCAAAUUUUACGGCAUUUACCAAAGACCAGGAAUAUCUGAUCUCUCUGCAUGGGCAACCCAGCAGCCAGAAAUUUGAUUACGUUGAGGGUUUCGUUAUUGUCGACGAAGGCCUCAUCAACAACUGGAGGUCAUCUUUCUUCUCCCCAAGGAAUCCUGUCAAAAUUUCAUCCAUUGAUUCUAAUGGGAAUGGUGGUGUUUUAUAUUGCUUGGAAAUAACCAAAAACUACGAUGAUUCAACAGCUGAUUCUAUUGACCAGGAAGUAGAGGCUUUGUUAAACAAACUGGAUUUCGUACCGACAUCAGUGUUCACUACUGAUCUUCCUUACGUGGAUUUCUUGGACCGGGUUCACAAGGCGGAGCUGAAGCUCCGGUCCAAGGGAUUGUGGGAUGUUCCCCAUCCUUGGCUCAACCUUUUUGUCCCCAAAUCAAGGAUUUCUGACUUCGACGAGGGAGUCUUCAAGGGCAUACUGGGAAACAAGACAAGCGGCCCGGUCCUCAUCUACCCUAUGAACAAAGACAAGUGGGACCAGCGGAGCUCGGUGGUGACGCCGGAUGAGGAUGUGUUUUACCUGGUGGCAUUGCUGAGAUCGGCGUUGGAUUCCGGGGACGAGAUUCAUACGUUGGAGUACCUGACCAAUCAAAACCGUCAGAUAUUCAAGUUCUGUGAAAAAGCAGGGAUCAAGGUGAAGCAAUACCUCCCCCACUACACAACACAGCAAGAAUGGAUGGACCAUUUCGGAGAUAAGUGGCCUCGGUUUUACCAGCGGAAGAUGGAGUUCGAUCCCCGGCAGAUUUUGGCCACCGGCCAACGUAUAUUCAGCGGCCCGUCUACGGUUUCUAACCGGGGUUACGAUCAAUUGUGAUCGGAAAAGUGUUCCAUCAUGUACAAACGAUUCGAUAGUAGUAGCAGCAGCCUUAGCGAGGGACAAACCUCUUGAAUUAACUGGCUCGAUGUACAAAUUAAUACUAGCGAAGGGUAUUCUCUUAACAAGUAAAACUAGAAAAGGCUUAUAA